GGGGGAUAUAAAGGCGUGCUGUCCUCUUUGUUUUUUAUAUAGUGCUAUACCAUUAUACCCAUUCACAUACACAUACCUAUACACACACAUACAUACACACACGCACAAACUCAGCGAAUACAUACCUCUCACGAUAACUACGACGGAAAUAACAUACUCCGCGAUUCAUACCAAGAACGAGAUGGCUGACGCAACACCCGCUGUCGCUGCGCCGGUGGAGGCACAGACUGAGGGCGCUGAGCACACCUACAAGUUCAACGUGAGCAUGUCGUGUGGUGGAUGCUCUGGAGCUGUGAACCGCGUGCUGGGGAAGCUGGAUGGCGUAAAAUCCUACGACGUCUCCCUUGACACCCAAACCGCAACCGUCAUCGCCUCCCCCACCCUCGAGUACGACACCGUCCUCCGCACAAUCGCCAAGACAGGCAAGAAGGUCAACAGCGGCGAGGCAGACGGCGAGAGCAGGAGCGUCGAGGUCGUUGCUUAGAUUUGCGCGACUGGGGAUAAACGAGAAAAGGGGGGGAUCUAGGCGUUUUGUUUUUUUGGCGAUGUCUCGGGAUCUGAAGUGGGAUUUUGGGGAUUCGAGGAUUGGAUGGAGGAGGGGGGUGGAUGAGAAAACCAUACUUUGCUUCUGCCUAUAUGCGUUACUUGAAAUUGUGCGUGCCGUCUCUUGAGUGCUGUGCUGUAAACAUUAUGUAUGUCCAGGACUGAUAGAUUAGAGAAUGCGCUGCUCAAAUCUGAGG
Messenger RNA from Pseudogymnoascus verrucosus, 740 nucleotides. RefSeq names its product Cytosolic copper metallochaperone (gene ATX1). Gene Ontology annotation, cellular component: cytosol. The transcript is spliced from 2 exons. NCBI's taxonomy places the organism in Eukaryota, Fungi, Ascomycota, Leotiomycetes, Thelebolales, Thelebolaceae. Gene Ontology annotation, molecular function: metal ion binding; copper chaperone activity. The record is from RefSeq and is a predicted model, not a curated record. Gene Ontology annotation, biological process: copper ion transport. The coding region runs from base 182 to 484 and encodes 100 amino acids.